GGAUUACACGUAUGCGCGCGCGUAUAUAACACUUUCAUUUUGAUUUAAAACGAAAAAAAAAUCAAAUUUUCGUUGCUAUUUCUGUAAUUGAUCACCUUCAAUGGCGUCUCAAGAUUCAAAACCUCCGAAUCACGCGUUUCUCAGUAUCUGCAAAUCUCUUAUCGCCGGUGGAGUCGCCGGCGGAGUUUCACGAACAGCUGUGGCGCCUCUAGAGAGAUUGAAGAUUCUACUGCAAGUUCAGAAUCGUCACAAUGUGAAAUACAAUGGAACAGUUCAAGGCUUGAAAUAUAUAUGGAAAACGGAGGGUUUUAGGGGAUUGUUUAAAGGAAAUGGAACCAAUUGUGCUCGUAUUGUUCCAAAUUCAGCAGUCAAGUUCUUUAGUUAUGAGCAAGCAUCUAAGGGUAUUCUAAGUCUCUAUCGGUUGCAAACUGGAAAUGAAGAAGCUCAACUCACUCCUCUUCUGCGUCUUGGAGCUGGGGCUUUUGCGGGAAUCAUUGCAAUGUCUGCAACUUAUCCUAUGGACCUGGUGCGAGGACGCCUAACUGUACAGACAGAAGCAUCUCCUCAUCAAUACAGAGGGAUUUUUAAUGCUCUUUCAACAGUCUUCCGGGAAGAAGGCGCAAGAGCAUUGUAUAAAGGAUGGUUACCUUCAGUCAUAGGAGUUAUACCGUAUGUGGGUCUAAAUUUUUCUGUAUAUGAAUCUCUGAAAGAUUGGUUGAUUCAAACAAAACCACUUGGAAUAGCACAAGACUCGGAGCUAAGUGUGACCUCAAGGCUUGCGUGUGGGGCUGCUGCUGGAACUAUCGGCCAGACAGUCGCAUACCCCCUUGAUGUCAUUCGCAGAAGAAUGCAGAUGGUGGGAUGGAAAGGCGCUGCUUCCGUUGUCGCUGGUGAUGGGAAGGGGAAUCUUGAGUAUACUGGCAUGGUUGAUGCAUUCAGUAAAACUAUAAAGUAUGAGGGAUUUGGAGCUUUAUACAAGGGCUUAGUCCCCAACUCAGUCAAGGUGGUCCCUUCCAUUGCCAUUGCCUUCGUGGCAUACGAAAUGGUCAAGGAUGUUCUUGGAGUUGAAAUGAGAAUAUCUGAUUGAAGAUUUAACAAUUGUAUGAUGCUUAAGGUUUGACAUGUGAAAAUAUUUUUUUGUAAUUAUAUUUCAUUAUUUUCACUGAUUUUGUGUAAAUAAUUAAAAAUGAAAUAACAAUCCUAAGUUGUUCUUAUGGAUUAUUUUCUUCAAA
Vicia villosa (hairy vetch) is the source of this 1232-nucleotide messenger RNA. Its product is annotated as mitochondrial adenine nucleotide transporter ADNT1-like. The transcript is spliced from 8 exons. The record is from RefSeq and is a predicted model, not a curated record. The coding region runs from base 101 to 1087 and encodes 328 amino acids. Gene Ontology annotation, biological process: transmembrane transport. NCBI's taxonomy places the organism in Eukaryota, Viridiplantae, Streptophyta, Magnoliopsida, Fabales, Fabaceae.